GCACCUAGAUUAACGGGAUGGUCACUUCUGUUUCUCUAAAACCGAAAGAGAAAUGUAUCUUUCAAAUUGGACAAAUGCAAGCAAAUGACCAUCACUUUUAGUUGAUGCUCUCGAAUGUACCAUACGCAUAAUAUGGCGAUGCUGCAUCAAUUUCUCUAGCUGUUAAGGGUAUUCGCGUCGUUACCCACGUCUUUCUUAAAACUCCUCCUCCUUUCUUCUUUCUGGGUUUGUUUCUCUUCUGCGUUGGGAUUGGGAGAUGGCUUCAUGUGUCUCUGCUGCUGCUGAUCGACAAACUCUUCCUCCUUCUCCAUGGCAGUUCAGCUGUGAUUUGGAAGUCAAUUAUGGGUCUGGUGAGAAUGCUUUCAUAGUAUGUGCAGCAAUAACUGUUGAUGCGGAGCUGCAACCUGACAAAGUGAGAAGGGUGAUGACUGUGACAGAUGGAAAACUUUCAGUACAUUUUGAGGCAGUUGAAGCAAGGUUUCUGCGAGCAUCAUACAGUUCAUUUGUUGACGUUCUUACACUUGCAACGAAGACUAUUGAAGAAUUUGGGCCAGGGAUGCAGUUGUGACAGUAGUGAAAUAAAACUGUUGAAUGUUUUCCUUCAAAGCUGCAAAGCUAAUUGUCCAUGACUUAUGUUUGAACUAUGUAAUUUUGUAGCAGUAACUUUCUGAUGUUUCUGCUAGUUAACAGAUUUUAUAAGAGUUGCUCAAGUUGGUUAAUAUCAUUAGAACUUCUUCAGUUCCUCAAUUGUGUACAACUCAAUUUUUCUUUAUGUUAGCAGUUAUCCUGAUUUGAAU
This is a messenger RNA of Papaver somniferum (opium poppy), 797 nucleotides long. RefSeq lists its product as uncharacterized. Gene Ontology annotation, cellular component: EKC/KEOPS complex. Lineage: Eukaryota; Viridiplantae; Streptophyta; Magnoliopsida; Ranunculales; Papaveraceae. The record is from RefSeq and is a predicted model, not a curated record. Bases 257 to 568 code for a protein of 103 amino acids. The transcript is spliced from 4 exons.